Molecule: messenger RNA, 4969 nt
Organism: Schistosoma spindalis
Lineage: Eukaryota; Metazoa; Platyhelminthes; Trematoda; Strigeidida; Schistosomatidae
Source: the annotation of a GenBank genome assembly
UAAGAUUCACAGCCCCGCGUCUUACAAUAUGAUAGAAACGUGUAGUUUUUUCCUGUAGAUAGUUUACGACAACAGGCAUACCUCUAAAGAUACAUAAUUAAUCUAAUUCAUAUUCAUUUGAAUUAUUAUUAUUAUCAUCAUCAUCAUCAACAAGAACAACAAUAACAACAAAGAAACAAAAAACAAUGAAUAGCUAAUAGUAAUUAAAAAAAAAUUUCAAAUAUUUCAUGAUAUUUUCUAAUAAUAAUUAUAACAACAACAAAAAAAACCCAACCAAGUUAAAUAUUCAAUGGAUCUUGAAUCAUUAAAUAUACUUCAUGAAAUUUGUCUUUUCAAUGGAAUUCAAUAUAAAAAUUUAAAUGAUGAUUAUUUUUAUAACUAUAAAUUAUUUAUAUUAUUUAAUGGUUUUAAAAAAUGUAUUUCAUUACAAAAUUUUCCAUAUCUUACUGAAUUAAUUAUUAUAUCACAAAAUAUUAAUAAAAUAACAAAAUUAGAAACAUGUCCUAAUUUAAAAAAGUUAUGGUUAUGUGAAUGUCAUCUAAUAAAAAUUGAAAAUUUAAAUACAUGUAAACAAUUAAUUGAAUUAUAUUUAUAUGAUAAUAAUAUUAAAAAAAUUGAAAAUUUAACAAAUAAUAAUAAACUUGAAUAUUUAUGGUUAAAUAAUAAUCAAAUUUAUAAUAUUGAAGGAUUAAAUCAUUUAAAAUUAUUAAAACAAUUAAAUUUAUCUGGUAAUCAUAUUAUAAAUUUAAAUAAUAAUUUAUUAUAUAAUCAACAAUUAGAAAUGAUAUCAUUAUCUGGUAAUCAAUUAUGGAAUAUUAAUGAUAUAUUAUUAUUAUCAAAACUUCCAUAUUUAAAAACAUUAAAUAUUAAUGAACCAGAAUAUAAAAAAAAUCCAUUAUGUUAUAAUAUUAAUUUACCAAUGAUAUUAAUUUAUCAAUUACCACAAUUAUGUAAUAUUGAUUAUAUUAAUAUUGAUUAUAUUGAUUUAAAAUAUACAAUUAAUAUAAUUAUAAAAAAUAAAAAAUAUUAUUAUAUGAUGAAAUAUGAACAUUAUCAAACAAUUAUUGAAAAUAAAAUAAAUUCAUUAAAAUUAUUAUUAAAUGAAUUAUAUAAUAAAAUUGAUAUUCAUAUAAAAUAUCUAGAUAAAACAUUAAAAUUAUUACAAAAUAUAAUAAGAAAACAAGAAAAUAUGAAUAUAUUGUAUGAUUAUCCAAUUUCAAUAAAUUUAAUACAUGAACUUAAUCAAAAAAUCAAUGAUUGGGAAAAUAUACAUGAUCAAUAUAAAUCAAAAUAUAAUUUAUUAUAUAACAGAUUACAAGAACAUUUAAAUUUUCGUAAACAUAUUUAUGAUUUAGAAUUACAAAUGUUUGGUUAUAUAGAAAUAAAUGAAAUAAAUAAUAAAGAUAAUUUAUUUAUUGAUUGUAAUGAAUUUCUUAAUACUAGAUUUUGUUAUCAUGAUGAAAAAACUAAAUCAAUAAUAAAUGGAAUUAAAAUUUUACAUUUAUAUAAAAUCAAUAAUAGAAUAUUUAAUCAAAAUUUUAAUAAGAAAUAUAAACAAUGUUUUCAAUCAUCAAUUACUAAUUUAUCGAUUAAAUAUUCAACAUUUUCUAAUUAUUUAUUUAUUGUAUGUCCUGAAAAAAUUGAUGAAUUAAAAUUAUAUAUUAAUAUUAUUCGUAAUGGAUUACAAAUCGGUGAUCAAUAUAAAUUAACAAAUAAUUUAAAUAUAGCAGAUAAUAAAAAUUUACAAAUUAUAUAUCAAUAUAUUUCUGAAGGAAAUUUAAAUCAUUAUGAUCCUAUAGCACGUUUACUAUUAAUUAAAGUAUCUAUGUCAACUAAUCACAACCUUAAUAAUAAUGAUAAUAAUGAUCAAAAAGAUCAAACAUGUUUAGAAAACAUUAAAUUUUAUGAAAAUCAAUCAAAUUGUUAUUGUUUAUCACAAAUAAAAAAACCUGAUCUCUUAAAAAAUAAAUUAUUUUAUCCAGAAUAUAUUGUAGAAUUAGAAUAUUUAUUAAAAAAUAAUCAAUAUAAUUCAAUAUUUGAUCAGUUCAAUAUAGAAACUAAUAUUGAAUUAAAUAAUAAUUUUCAAAUAUAUGAUGAAAAAAUAAAAAAUGAUCAAAAUUUUAUAAAAUCAAUAUCUAUAUUAUCAUCAAUAGAAGAUGAUAAUAAAUUAUAUCAUUUUAAUGAAAUUAUAAAUAAUUCUGAAUUAUUACAUAAUUCAAUUAAUUUUUAUUUCAAUCAAACGAAUUUAUUUUUAAUUGAUUUUAAUAUUAUAAAAAAUUUACAAUUUUUUAAUUUUUCUAAUCUUACUUAUUUAAAUAUAACACAUUGUCAAUUAGAAAAUUUAUCAUUUAUUCAAUGUAAUAAUAUAAAUAAUAAUUUAAUCACAUUAAUUAUUAAUCAUAAUCAAUUAAAUUCAUUAGAAUCAAUAGGAUAUAUGCCUAAUCUUAUUGAACUUCAAGUAGAUUAUAAUCAAUUAAUAUGUAUUAUUGAUAAUGUAUCAAUUUUAUUAAGAAAUACACCAAAAUUAGAAAAAUUAUCAUGGCGUUAUAAUCCAUGGAAUAUUGAUAAAUUAGUUAAAUUAUAUACAAUUCAUAAAUUAUCUUCAAUUAAAUUAUUGAAUUUUCAAUUUAUUCAUUAUGAUGAUAUUCAAUUAGCUAAUAAAUUAUUCAAUUCAUCUAUAAUCACAUCAAAUAUGAUUGAAAAUUUACAUAGUAAUAAUAAUAAUAAUCAGUUUGAUCAAUAUAAUGAAUUUGAUCAAAAUUUAACUUUAUUCCCUAUUGCUUAUUAUCAUGAUUAUCAUUAUCAUUAUUAUCAAUAUUUAUAUAAUAAUCCAAUAAAAUUAAAUAAUUUAAAUUUGAUUACAUCAUUAUGUUUACAAUCAUUAAAUAUAUAUAAAAUUGAACAUUUAAAUAAUUUAACAAAUUUAAAAUAUCUUUCAUUAAAUUAUAAUUAUAUAAAAAAAAUUGAAGGUUUAAAUAAUUGUAUCAAUUUAAUUGAAUUAUCAAUUGAAUAUAAUUUAAUUGAAUCAAUUGAUAAUAUUAAUCAUUUAAUUAAACUUCAAUCAUUAUUAUUAAGUAAUAAUAAAAUUAAAAAAAUGAAUAAAUUACAAUUUAAAUCAUUAAUUAAUUUAUAUAAAUUAAAUUUAAGUAAUAAUCAAAUUUAUACAAUUGAUGGUAUUUAUUAUUGUCAACAAUUAAUUGAAUUAUAUCUUGGUAAUAAUCAAUUAAAUCAUUUUAUGAAUAUUUUAUAUUUAAAAAAUUUAUUAAAUUUAAAUAUUUUAGAAUUAUAUGGUAAUCCAUUAUGUAAUUUAAUCAAUAAUUAUAUAUAUCAAUUAAUUUAUUAUAUCAAAUCAAUUAAAUCAAUUGAUGGUUAUGAAAUUACAAUAAAUGAUUUUAUUAAAUCAAAUGAAUUAUAUUUUGGUCAUUUAUCUUAUGAAUAUUUAUUAAAUUAUUUAAAUAUUAAUCAAUUUAUAAAUAUAGUAGAAUUAAAUUUAUCAAAAUGUAUGUUAUAUAAAAUUGAUUAUAUUGAUCCAAAUCAAUUAAUACAUUUAAAAUGUAUUAAUUUAGAAAAAAAUUAUUUAAAAUCAUUUGGUGGUUUAUUAUUUUUUAAAAAUUUACAAAUUAUUUGUUUAAAUGAUAAUAAUAUAGAAAGUUUAUUUUCAAAUCAUAUUUAUACAUUAGCUAUAAAUGAUAAUAAUAAUAAUAAUAAUAAUAAUAAUAAUAAUCAUCAUCAAAAAAUCGAUCCCAUUGAUUUACAGUUUAUUAAUUUAUAUAAAUCAAAACAAUUAAUUUAUCCAUAUUUAAAUGUAUUACAUUUAGCUAAUAAUAAUAUACAUUCAUUAAAACAAUUUCAAUUUCAUCGUAUGAAUAAUAUUCAAACAUUAUUUUUACAAAAUAAUGAAUUACAUACAAUUAAUGGUAUAGAAGGUCUUAAUCAAUUAAAAGAAUUAAUAUUAGAUAAUAAUAAAAUUAAAUUAAUAAAUGAAUUAACAUUUUUAUAUAAUUGGACAUUAAAUGAAAUACAUUUAGAAAAUAAUAAUAUUAAUGAAUUAAAUCAAUUAAGUAAAUUAGAAAAUUUAAAACGUUUAUAUAUUGGUUGUAAUAAAUUAAAUAAUUUUAUUGAUUUAGAAAAUUUUGCUAAAAAUCAACAAAAUUUAUAUGAAAUUUCAUUAAUUUCUAAUCCAAUUACAACAAAACAAAUACAUCGAUUUAUAUUAAUAUAUUAUAUACCUAAAUUACAAAUUAUUGAUGGAAUACAUAUAACUAAAGAAGAAAGAGAUAAUAUUUUACAUUUUUAUGAAGAAAAAAUAUUAUCAAAUAUAAUUAAUUAUGGAAUAAUUCAAUCAUCUAAUUGGUAUAAUCAUUCUAUUAGUAAAGUAUAUAAUCCAGUAUGUGAAAUUACAUUACCAGAGAUCAUUAAUAAAAAAUCAAUAAUGAAUGGUCUAAAAAUCAAUGAUAAUUUACCUAUAUCAAUGAAUUCUAAAGAAUAUCAAACAGUAUCUGUAUUUGGUAAACAAAUUCAUCAAAAUAUUACUAAUACUAAUGAUGAUUAUUUAAUGAAUAAAAUAAGAUUAAAUAAUUUAUCAAGAAAUAAUCUUUCUAUUCAAUCAGAUAUUAAUGAGAAAAAUGCAUUAACUAUUAAAAGUAUUCAUAAUUCAAAUCAUUCAUUUAUUGGUAACUUAAUUCAUUAUCAACAUCAAUCUAUAAAACAAAAGAAUCAAUACUCAACGUCAGAAAUUAAAAAUCUAUCAAUGAAUUCUUUUACAAGACCACAUAGUCAAACGAAUAAAGUUAGUCAAUUGAAAUCAUUAAAACAUAAUAAAAAUAAUAAAAAUAAUAAUAAUAAUAAUAAGAGUCGUAUAAAAGCUAUUACAAAUAUUACUAUCAAUACUGAUAAUAAUAGUAAUCGAAGUAGUAAUAGUAAUCAAUUGAUCAAAUUCAGUGCAAUGUCAACAAAUCUUCAACAUUGA